AUGUCUGGCGCAAGGCAUUGGGAGCAAGACAAGGAGGCUACAGUUUACAUCGGCAACCUCGAUGAGAGGGCAUCGGAUAGUUUAGUUUGGGAGCUGAUGCUCCAGGCUGGGCGCAUCGUCAACGUUCAUCUUCCUAAAGACCGAGUCACGCAACUGCACCAAGGAUAUGGCUUUGUUGAAUUUAUCAGUGAGGAGGAUGCGGAAUAUGCUUCAAGGAUCAUGAACGGCAUUCGUCUUUUCGGAAAGCCUAUUCGUGUGAACAAGGCAUCGGCGGACAAACAAAAAUCAGUGGAAAUCGGCGCAGAGCUCUUUGUCGGAAACCUUGACCCUAUGGUCUCUGAACAGGUUAUCUACGACACCUUUAGUCGCUUUGGCAACUUGAUCAAUUUUCCAAAGAUUGCCCGUGACGAUAACAACCUGUCGAAGGGCUACGGAUUCGUAUCUUUCGCCGACUUUGAGUCCUCCGAUGCGGCAAUUACGAAUAUGAAUGGACAAUACCUGAUGAACAAACAAGUCUCAGUGCAGUAUGCCUAUAAGAAAGAUGGAAAAGGAGAGCGCCAUGGCGAUGAGGCAGAGAGAACGUUGGCUGCACAGGCUCGGAAGCAUAAUGUUCGACCGCCAACCCAGCAGAUCCCAGCACCUUCAUUCUCGGGAGCCGCUACGAACUCUGUCGUUACUCCCACUGCGAUACCAAAUGGUGACACCUCACGGCCGGUGAGUACUGGCCCUCAACCAUCUGAUCUAGGGAUGGGCCGGGGUAUGCCCAUGGGAAUGGGCUAUUCGAAUGUGUCACUUCCUCCAAAUCGACCGGCUCCUCCCCCUUCACCACUCGUCACCCCGCCGCCAGGGCUCCCAGCCCGGCCCCCUCCGUCACAGGCGGGCUAUGGUGGACCCCAAACCUUCCUGCCACCGGGAUUCAAUGGCGCCGGCCAACAAUCUGCAUUUCAUGCGCAAGCUGGCGCUCCCCCAGCAUUUGGGUCCCCUGGGUUUGCAUCUCAGUCUGGUGCACCCGGUGCCCCUGGUGCUCCACCCCCGCUACCGCCGGGGUUUCAGCAGCCGGGAUAUGGAAAUGGCCGAUGA
This is a messenger RNA of Penicillium macrosclerotiorum, 1080 nucleotides long. RefSeq names its product U2 snRNP complex subunit HSH49. The record is from RefSeq and is a predicted model, not a curated record. The coding region runs from base 1 to 1080 and encodes 359 amino acids. Gene Ontology annotation, cellular component: nucleolus; U12-type spliceosomal complex. Lineage: Eukaryota; Fungi; Ascomycota; Eurotiomycetes; Eurotiales; Aspergillaceae. Gene Ontology annotation, molecular function: RNA binding. The transcript has 3 exons. Gene Ontology annotation, biological process: positive regulation of mRNA splicing, via spliceosome.